AUGAAAUGGAAACAUUAUCCUUUUUUGGUCAUAGUAGCAGUAUUCAGCCUUUCCAGAUGCCAUCAGUUACUGGGUCAGCUCAUUCCAGACUCCGACGACCUAGAGAGGGGGAACGACAGCGGGACACCACUCCCCACCUCUGAUAAUGGUGACAAUUCGCUGGGCUACACAGGCUCCCGUCUUCGACAAGAGGAUUUCCCACCUCGAAUUGUCGAACACCCUUCUGAUCUAAUUGUUUCCAAAGGAGAACCAGCAACUUUAAACUGUAAAGCAGAAGGCAGGCCAACCCCCACCAUUGAGUGGUACAAGGGUGGUGAAAGAGUGGAAACAGACAAGGAUGAUCCGCGAUCCCACCGCAUGCUGCUGCCCAGCGGAUCUUUAUUUUUCUUACGCAUAGUCCAUGGGCGCAAGAGUAGGCCUGAUGAAGGUGUCUAUGUCUGUGUGGCAAGGAAUUACCUUGGGGAAGCUGUAAGUCAUAAUGCAUCACUGGAGGUAGCAAUUCUACGGGAUGACUUCCGACAAAAUCCAUCAGAUGUAAUGGUAGCUGUGGGUGAACCUGCAGUGAUGGAAUGUCAGCCACCAAGAGGUCACCCAGAACCCACUAUAUCGUGGAAAAAAGAUGGGACUCCUCUAGAUGACAAAGAUGAGAGAAUUACAAUCAGAGGAGGAAAGCUUAUGAUCACAUACACAAGAAAGAAUGAUGCUGGCAAAUAUGUUUGUGUUGGAACAAAUAUGGUUGGAGAACGUGAAAGUGAAGUUGCAGAGCUCACUGUUUUAGAGAGACCAUCUUUUGUGAAGAGACCAAGUAAUUUGGCUGUGACUGUGGAUGAUAGUGCAGAGUUUAAGUGUGAGGCAAGAGGUGACCCGGUCCCUACAGUAAGAUGGAGGAAAGAUGAUGGGGAAUUACCAAAAGCAAGAUAUGAAAUCCGUGAUGAUCAUACCUUGAAAAUCCGGAAAGUUACAGCAGGAGAUAUGGGCUCAUACACUUGUGUUGCAGAAAAUAUGGUUGGAAAAGCUGAAGCAUCAGCAACUCUAACAGUUCAAGUUGUGUCUGAGCCUCCACAGUUUGUUAUAAAGCCUCGAGAUCAGGUAGCUGCACUGGGAAGAACAGUGACUUUCCAGUGUGAAGCAACUGGAAACCCUCAGCCAGCCAUCUUUUGGCGGAGAGAGGGAAGUCAGAAUCUGCUUUUCUCAUACCAGCCCCCUCAGUCAUCCAGCCGAUUUUCAGUUUCCCAGACAGGUGACCUCACUAUCACUAACGUCCAGAGAUCUGAUGUUGGGUACUAUAUCUGCCAGACUUUAAAUGUUGCGGGAAGUAUCAUAACAAAAGCCUACUUGGAAGUUACCGAUGUGAUUGCAGACCGACCUCCCCCUGUUAUUCGACAGGGUCCUGUGAAUCAGACUGUAGCUGUAGAUGGUACUUUAGUACUGAACUGUGUGGCCACAGGCUCUUUGGUGCCCACCAUCCUCUGGAAAAAGGAUGGGAUCCUCAUUUCUACCCAGGACUCUCGCAUCAAGCAGUUGGAUACAGGAGCAUUACAGAUCCGAUAUGCCAAGCUGGGUGACACUGGUCGGUACACCUGCAUUGCUUCAACCCCAAGUGGCGAAGCUACAUGGAGCGCAUACAUAGAGGUCCAAGAGUUUGGAGUCCCAGUGCAGCCACCAAGACCCACUGACCCAAACUUGAUUCCUAGUGCUCCAUCAAAACCCGAGGUUACAGAUGUCAGCAGAAAUACAGUAACAUUGUCGUGGCAACCUAAUUUGAAUUCAGGUGCAACACCAACCUCUUACAUAAUUGAGGCCUUCAGCCAUGCAUCUGGUAGCAGCUGGCAAACUGUAGCUGAAAAUGUGAAAACAGAAAGUUUUGCAGUUAAAGGGCUAAAACCUAGUGCAAUAUAUCUAUUCCUUGUGAGGGCAGCUAAUGCAUAUGGACUAAGUGACCCAAGCCAAAUAUCUGAUCCAGUGAAAACUCAAGAUGUUCCACCAACAAGUCAAGGUGUGGAUCAUAAGCAGGUCCAGAGAGAGCUGGGUGAUGUGGUACUACAUCUGCACAACCCUACUAUCCUUUCUUCCUCCUCAAUUGAAGUUCAUUGGACUGUGGACCAGCAAUCCCAGUAUAUUCAAGGAUAUAAAAUUCUGUACCGGCCAACACCAGCAUCCUAUGGAGAGUCAGAGUGGUUAAUCUUUGAAGUGAGGACUCCAACCAAAAACAGCGUUAUCAUUCCUGAGCUGAAGAAAGGUGUAAACUAUGAAAUCAAGGCCCGCCCUUUUUUUAAUGAGUUUCAGGGAGCAGAUAGUGAAGUGAAAUUUGCAAAGACCCUGGAAGAAGCUCCUAGUGCUCCACCUCAGAGUGUUUCAGUAACUAAGAACGAUGGGAACGGGACGGCAAUUGUGGUCACCUGGCAGCCACCCCCUGAGGACAACCAGAACGGAAUGGUUCAAGAAUACAAGGUUUGGUGUCUUGGCAAUGAAAGUAGAUACCAUAUAAACAAGACAGUAGAUGGUUCCACCUUUUCUGUAGUCAUCCCCUCCCUAGUUCCUGGUAUUCGAUACAGCGUGGAAGUGGCAGCAAGUACUGGGGCUGGACCUGGAGUGAAAAGCGAUCCUCAGUUUAUCCAAUUAGAUUCUCAUGGAAACCCUGUGUCUUCAGAAGAUCAAGUCAGUUUAGCCCAGCAGAUUUCUGAUGUAGUAAAACAGCCUGCCUUUAUUGCUGGAAUUGGUGCAGCCUGUUGGAUUAUCCUGAUGGUCUUCAGCAUCUGGUUAUACCGCCACAGGAAGAAGCGAAAUGGACUCACUAGUACUUACGCUGGUAUCAGAAAAGUCCCGUCUUUUACCUUCACACCAACAGUAACAUAUCAGAGAGGUGGAGAGGCCGUAAGCAGUGGAGGCAGGCCAGGACUCCUAAACAUCAGUGAACCGGCCACUCAGCCAUGGCUAGCAGAUACUUGGCCUAACACGGGGAACAAUCACAAUGACUGCUCCAUCAACUGCUGCACCUCUGGCAACGGCAACAGUGAUAGCAACCUUACGACGUACAGUCGACCAGCCGAUUGUAUAGCAAAUUACAACAAUCAGCUGGACAACAAGCAGACAAACCUGAUGUUGCCUGAGUCAACUGUAUAUGGUGACGUGGACCUCAGCAAUAAAAUCAAUGAGAUGAAAACCUUCAAUAGUCCAAAUCUAAAGGAUGGAAGAUUUGUCAGCCAGCCUGGGCAGCCCACUCCUUAUGCCACCACUCAACUCAUCCAGUCAAAUAUCAGCAAUAAUGUUAACAAUGGCAGCGGGGAUACGAAUGAGAAACACUGGAAACCCUCUGUUCAGCAAAAGCAAGAGGUUGCACCCAUACAGUACAACAUUAUGGAGCAAAACAAAUUAAACAAAGAUUACCGGGUAAAUGACAACAUUGCUCCAACCAUUCCAUACAACCAGUCAUACGACCAGAAUACAGGUGGAUCAUACAACAGCUCGGACAGAGGCAGUAGUACAUCGGGGAGUCAAGGGCAUAAGAAGGGUGCUCGGACCCCAAAGGCUCCCAAACAAGCUGGCAUGAACUGGGCAGAUCUUCUUCCACCCCCUCCAGCACAUCCACCUCCCCAUAGCAAUAGUGAAGAUUACAGUCUUUCGGUGGAUGAAAGCUAUGACCAAGAAAUUCCUUGUCCUGUCCCACCUGCAAGGAUGUAUCUGCAGCAGGAUGAGCUAGAGGAAGAGGAAGAAGAUGAGCGAGGUCCUACUCCACCUGUCCGAGGAGCAGCUUCCUCUCCAGCCGCUGUCUCCUAUAGCCAUCAGUCAACUGCCACUCUCACGCCCUCUCCCCAGGAAGAACUCCAGCCCAUGUUACAGGACUGUCAGGAGGAUCUGGGACACAUACAACACCAACCUGACCGGAGACGUCAGCCUGUGAGUCCUCCACCCCCUCCAAGACCUAUCUCCCCGCCGCAUACCUAUGGAUAUAUCUCAGGGCCCUUGGUCUCUGAUAUGGAUACUGAUGCACCAGAAGAGGAAGAGGAUGAGGCAGAUAUAGAGGUUGCCAAGAUGCAGAACAGAAGGCUCCUUUUGCGUGGCCUCGAGCAGACACCUGCUUCCAGCGUUGGGGAUUUGGAGAGCUCUGUAACAGGGUCCAUGAUCAAUGGCUGGGGUUCAGCCUCGGAAGAAGAUAACAUCUCAAGUGGGCGGUCUAGUGUUAGCUCUUCAGAUGGAUCAUUUUUUACCGAUGCAGAUUUUGCACAGGCUGUUGCAGCAGCUGCAGAAUAUGCUGGCCUGAAAGUAGCCAGACGUCAAAUGCAGGAUGCAGCAGGAGGCCGUAGACAUUUUCAUGCAUCACACUGUCCUAGACCCACCAGCCCCGUGUCUACUGACAGCAACAUGAGUGCUGUGGUAAUACAGAAGGUCCGACCUGCCAAAAAGCAGAAACACCAGCCAGGACAUCUGCGCAGAGAAGUCUACACAGAUGACUUGCCGCCCCCUCCUGUGCCACCUCCAGCUAUAAAAUCACCAACCGCCCAGUCCAAAUCCCAGCUGGAGGUGCGGCCGGUCAUGUUGCCCAAACUUGCUUCUAUAGAAGUGAGGACAGACAGAUCUGCAGAGAGGAAAGGAGCGAGCUACAAGGGCAGGGACGGGGUGGAUGGGCGACAGCAUUCAGACGUGCGGACAAACUCGGGAGAGCGGAGAGAGCCGCAGGAACAGCAAAAUGAUGGGAAACUGCGAGGAAAUAAAGCACCAAAACGAGAAGGCACACCAGCAAAAACUCAUCUUCUUCAAGAGGACAUCCUGCCAUAUUCUAGACCAACAUUUCCAACAUCAAAUAAUCCUAGAGAUCCCAGCUCCUCCAGCUCUAUGUCGUCAAGAGGAUCAGGAGGUAGACAGAGGGCAGAUCAAGCAAAUAUAGCCCGAAGGAAUGUUGCAGAAAUGCAGCUACUGGGAGCGUAUGAACAAGGAGAAGAGGAAGAAGAGAUGGAGGAAACAGAAAGCUGAAGACAGCGACAUCUAUCAGGACUAGCCCCAAUG
Molecule: messenger RNA, 5004 nt
Organism: Chaetura pelagica (chimney swift)
Lineage: Eukaryota; Metazoa; Chordata; Aves; Apodiformes; Apodidae
Gene: ROBO1
Product: roundabout, axon guidance receptor, homolog 1 (Drosophila)
Exons: 32
Coding region: 1-4971 (1656 amino acids)
Biological process (GO): Roundabout signaling pathway; homophilic cell-cell adhesion; axon midline choice point recognition
Cellular component (GO): neuronal cell body; plasma membrane; axon
Molecular function (GO): axon guidance receptor activity; protein binding
Source: RefSeq, a predicted model, not a curated record